GACCCCCGCGGCAUGAGGGGGGAAGAAGCGGUGGUGGUGAGCGCGGUGGCAGCGCCGGAGGCGGGCUGCGACCGGGAGCAGGCUCAGCCGCCGGCCGGGCUGGGGUGCGGGGCGCGCGGGGAGCCCGGCGGCGGCGGCGGCCCCCAGGAGUCUUGCAAACAGUGGAAGAAAUUCUUGUAUUCUGAGCCACAUAAGAGAAUUAAGGAAGUACUAGAAGAAGAACUUUCUAUUAAAAGAGAUGAGUGCCGCAUUAAAAAUCCACCUGCAGUGGCCCUGGAAGGGAUUUGGAGCAUUAAAAGGAAUCUCCCCGUGGGAGGCUUAAAACUGGGACUGCCAAGCGGAAACAGUUUGCUGCCACAAGCCAAGUACUAUUCGAGGCAUGGAGGGCUGAGAAGAUAAGAUGAACACAUUUUUCCAUUGAGAAGAAACUUCCUCCUCCUGAUGUCUGAAAAGCAGAGAACCCAAGCUUGUUUCACAGUUUAAGAUGUAUAAAAAAAUACAUAUUUUUAUUAUUGGUAUUAAUUCCUAUCUAUAAAUUAAUCCAAGGCAAUGAAGGACUAUUGGUAAAGUUUGCUAAGCACCUGGAAACAAUGAAGAAGAAUAUUAUACUUAUUUUUAGUUGGCACAUUUGAAAUACAUUGGGUUUCUAAUUAGCUUAUUUUAUUAAAUAUGUGAAACAUGGUAAAAACAAA
Messenger RNA from Callorhinus ursinus (northern fur seal), 692 nucleotides. RefSeq names its product chromosome unknown C11orf97 homolog (gene CUNH11orf97). NCBI's taxonomy places the organism in Eukaryota, Metazoa, Chordata, Mammalia, Carnivora, Otariidae. The record is from RefSeq and is a predicted model, not a curated record. Gene Ontology annotation, cellular component: ciliary base.